UCACAGUGGACUAGCCACAGGUUGGGGUCAGGGUUCAUAGCCAACAAAACAUAUACUAUCCUGAACGUAGUAGUAAAAGUAACUGAGUAGUACACAGAAGAGACAUGUCAGCAACAGGCAAGGGGAGAAAAAGAGUUCUAAUGGUUGGCCUGCUGUGUCAAGAUAUUCUAAAUCUGGUAGAUCACUAUCCGACGGAGGAUGAGGACGUGAGGUGUGUGAACCAGUUCUGGCAGAAAGGUGGGAAUGCAGCCAACAGUGCCUGUGUCCUGUCCAGUCUGGGAGAGCCCACUGAGUACCUGGGCACGGUGUCCUCCAGGCCAGAGGCAAGAUGUGCCCUACAGGAGCUGCAGGACUUUGGUGUACUAACAGAACAUGUGGUGUACUCUGACUGCCCCAUACCAACCUCCUGUGUUAUCAUUAACACACAGACUGGCUCCAGGACAAUAGUUCAUGGUGGCAGAAACAUGGCAGAAUUAACAGCAGCAGAUUUCAGCAGCCUGGACCUUAAUCAUUAUAAAUGGAUUCACUUUGAGGGCAGGAACACUGCGGAAGUUUGCAAGAUGAUGGAGAUUGUUGAGGAGUUCAACAGGAAUGUAGUAACCCCUGAUGAUGCCAUCACUCUGUCAACUGAGUGUGAGAAACCAAAGUACAACAUGGGAUACCUCAUUCCCAAAGUAGAUGUGCUGUUUAUGUCUAAAGAGUAUGCAGAAAGCUGUGGUUUCUCCAGUGCAGAGGAAACAGUGAAGUCACUGUUGCAAAGAGUAAAGAAAGGGAGCACUGUGCUGUGUACCUGGGGUGACCAGGGUGCAGAUGGCAUCACUCCUGAGGGAACACACUACCAUUGCAAGGCCUUCCCCCCAGAGAAAGUGGUGGAUACCCUGGGUGCUGGGGACACGUUUAACGCUGCUGUAAUCUCUGGCCUCUGUAGAAGCAGCAGUUUGGAGAAGGCACUCAGGCUGGGAUGUAGAAUAGCAGGACAGAAAUGUGGACAGUUUGGAUAUAAAAAUCUGCACAGCUGAUGCAUAUUUAAAACUUCCAAAUUCACUGGUGAGCUUACUAGAUAAAGAGUGGAAUGUGUAAGAAAGGGACAUUUUUGAUGGAUGAAAAUCUACCCUUUUUUAUCUUCCAUGAGGAGGUAGUGAUUUUGUUGUUAUUGGUCUAUUGAAAGAAUGACUAUAAAAUCAUUAAGUAUUUGAUAAACAACCUAUAUAGUAAAUGUGAAAUAAAAUGAACUUUUGUGUAGGCCGGAGUCCUGGUAUAGUGAUUAAUAUGUGUUUUGCGUGUUCCUAUAUAUCGCUCACAGAAAAUGAACUCAUGCAAGUAUCUGACAAAAAACUGGGAACAUCGUAUUUUAUAAUGGUACUCAUUUAUGCAGUUUCUUUUUUGCUACAGUAAUAUAUC
Molecule: messenger RNA, 1401 nt
Organism: Branchiostoma belcheri (Belcher's lancelet)
Lineage: Eukaryota; Metazoa; Chordata; Leptocardii; Amphioxiformes; Branchiostomatidae
Product: ketohexokinase-like
Exons: 7
Coding region: 105-1019 (304 amino acids)
Biological process (GO): fructose metabolic process
Molecular function (GO): ketohexokinase activity
Source: RefSeq, a predicted model, not a curated record